This is a messenger RNA of Aedes aegypti (yellow fever mosquito), 8704 nucleotides long. RefSeq names its product kinesin-like protein KIF13A (gene Khc-73). The record is from RefSeq and is a predicted model, not a curated record. Lineage: Eukaryota; Metazoa; Arthropoda; Insecta; Diptera; Culicidae. Gene Ontology annotation, cellular component: kinesin complex; microtubule. The transcript has 15 exons. Gene Ontology annotation, molecular function: microtubule binding; ATP hydrolysis activity; microtubule motor activity. The coding region runs from base 945 to 6662 and encodes 1905 amino acids. Gene Ontology annotation, biological process: microtubule-based movement; cytoskeleton-dependent intracellular transport.
UCGUGUGCUGCGAUUCGAUUUUGUGUUAAUUCUGCUCUCGCGGCGAUCGGACGUGGUUUCGUCUCUCGUGUGUGUUUGAAUAACAAGUAUUUAACAAAAAUUAAGAAAAUACACUCCAGGCAGCAUGAAGCAUGAAAAACGGCGAUUACAGAAGUUGCAGAACCAUUUUCGCUAGUAGUUCGCGUUUCGGAAACGGGAACGGUUCCGCGAUUUUGUCCGGAAAGUCGUGUAUCGGAAUUUUCCUCGGGUUGGCUGGUGAAACUGCUUUAUCGAUCAGUGUGUGUUAGGAAGAAAUACGAUUCAUCAUAGAAGGUGUUGCAACUGAAGAGUGAAGUGUCCUCCCGGAAGAUUCUGGACCCUCCAGAGGGGAUCCUUCCGGAAGCUCCUGGAGCUCCUGUUUUCGGUGGUGGUGUGUAAGGAAGCAAUAAGGAAAAAAUCAGCCCCAAAAAUCAAGAUGGCGAGCUGCUAGAGGAGCGAGAGAGUGUGUGAGAGAAGGCCUCCUUCUUCUGUCCUGUCCUGUCCUGGCUGUCCUCUUAUUGGUUUUGGUCUUCUUCGUAGGUCGUGAAGUGUGUUUUUUGUGUCAGCCAUCCAACAACAACAGAAGAGCCAUCGCAAUAGGCGGUGAAAUAAAGGGGUUUUCAUAUUGCUAUUAUUCCUUGCGAGUAAAAUCCGAGCAGUUUGGUGGUGUGUGAGAGGGCGGAGAGAGAGAAGAAAAACAAGUGCACAACAAAGGUGUAACCCCCCCUGUGAGGAGUUUUUUUGAGUGUCGUACCCUGCCUGUCCCCCCUUCUACUCGUGAAGGAUUUUGAUUGAGAAAAGUUUCCAAUCCUCUCAUUCAAUGUCCCCUGGUUUAGUGUGUUGAUUGGUUUAAGUUAUACAAAUUUGUUUAAUGGUGUAACCGAAUCGUGUCCAGAUAAAAAAGGAUUCAACAUAAGCCAACGAAAAUGUCCGACAAAAUUAAGGUCGCGGUGCGGGUUCGUCCCUUCAAUCGCCGAGAACUGGAGCUCGCCACCGAGAAUGUGAUAGAAAUGAACGAUUCACAGACGAUUUUGAAAUAUCCUGCCACAUUAGAUAAGAUGGAAAGAAAACCGCCAAAAAUAUUCGCAUUCGAUCACUGUUUCUACUCGACGGACCCGGAUGCGGACAACUUCGCCUCCCAGGAGCUGGUGUUCGCCAACAUGGGCCGCGACAUCCUGGACAAUGCCUUCCAGGGCUACAACGCGUGCAUAUUUGCCUACGGCCAGACCGGGUCCGGAAAGUCCUACACCAUGAUGGGCAACCAGGAGAACAAAGGCAUCAUCCCGAGGCUGUGCGACGAGCUGUUCGGGUCGAUUGCGGCCAAGCAAACCGAAGAGCUGACCUAUAAGGUCGAGGUGUCCUACAUGGAAAUCUACAACGAGAAAGUGCAUGACCUGCUGGAUCCAAAGACGAGCAAACAGUCGCUCAAGGUGCGGGAACAUAACGUCCUCGGGCCGUACGUGGACGGGUUGUCCCAGCUGGCAGUCACAUCGUUCAUGGACAUCGAUAACCUGAUGGCCGAGGGUAACAAAUCCCGGACGGUGGCGGCAACCAACAUGAACUCGGAAUCGUCCCGUUCGCAUGCAGUCUUCACGGUGGUGCUCACGCAGACCCUGAUCGACACACUUUCCGGCGUGACGGGCGAGAAGGUGUCCCGGGUUUCACUGGUGGAUUUGGCCGGUAGUGAACGGGCAGUGAAAACUGGUGCUGUGGGGGAACGAUUGAAGGAGGGUUCCAACAUCAACAAAAGUUUGACCACGUUGGGUUUGGUGAUAUCGAAGCUAGCUGACCAGGCCAGUGGGAAUCGAAACAAAGAUAAGUUUGUUCCCUAUCGAGAUUCGGUGCUGACGUGGUUGCUGAAGGAUAAUCUAGGUGGAAACUCCAAAACCGUCAUGGUGGCAACAUUGUCACCGGCUGCAGAUAAUUACGAAGAGACACUAUCUACACUAAGGUAUGCGGAUCGAGCCAAACGAAUCGUGAAUCACGCCGUGGUGAAUGAAGAUCCUAAUGCUCGAAUCAUCCGAGAACUUCGUAAGGAGGUUGAAACAUUGAGGGAAAUGUUGAAACAUGCGACCGGGGCAAGCAUUGGAGAUAUGAAGCGUGGAGACAUUCACGACAAAUUGGCGGAAAGUGAAAAUCUGAUGAAGCAGAUCUCGCAAACGUGGGAAGAGAAGCUAGAAAAGACAGAACAGAUACAAAGUGAAAGACAGCAGGCCCUCGAGAAGAUGGGAAUCAGUGUUCAGGAUAGUGGUAUCAAAGUGGAGAAGAACAAGUACUAUCUAGUGAACUUGAACGCCGAUCCUUCGUUGAAUGAGCUGCUCGUGUACUAUCUCAAGGAUGUUACGCUAAUUGGAGGUAGAAGUAAUGACGUUAACAAACAGCCUGAUAUUCAACUGCUCGGAUUGGGCAUUCAACCGGAACACUGUCUGAUUACCAUCGAAGACGGUGAGCUGUUCAUGGAGCCGAUCGAGAAUGCCCGCUGUUGUGUGAACGGUUCCGUUGUAACGGACAAAACCUCCUUGAACCACGGUGACCGCAUCCUGUGGGGUAACCAUCACUUCUUCCGCGUGAACUGUCCAAAAUCCAACAACAACAAUAACAAUCUGUCCUCGGAACCUCAAACCCCUGCUCAACACUUGGACUACUACUACGCUCAAGAAGAACUGAUGCAGAACGAAUUUAGCAAUAAUCCGAUCCAGGCUGCCAUCUCCCGGCUGGAGAAGCAACACGAAGAGGACAAACAGGUCGCGCUGGAGAAGCAACGGCAGGAGUACGAGAAGCAGUUCCAACAGCUGCGGAACAUCCUGUCGCCGACGACUCCGUACGCGCCCUACGCUCCGUACGAUCCAUUCCGUCUAGGUAAACUCCCUCCAAACACACCAAACGCUCAACUGCGCGUAGAAAAGUGGGCCCAAGAGCGGGACGAAAUGUUCAAACGAUCCCUAGGCCAACUCAAAACCGACAUUGUGCGGGCCAACUCCCUAGUCCAAGAGGCUAACGUGCUCGCCGAAGAGAUGGACAAACAAACCAAAUUCAGCGUCACCCUGCAGAUUCCGCCGGCCAACCUCAGCCCGAACCGGAAGCGGGGUGCCUUCGUCAGCGAACCGGCCAUUCUCGUGCGUCGAAUGAACUCCGGCAGCCAAAUAUGGAGCAUGGAAAAGCUGGAGAACAAGCUGAUCGACAUGCGAGAUUGGUACCAAGAGUUCAAGGAUAACAACUUCACGCUUAUGGACGAGAACAAAAACAAAUCGGAUCCGUUCUAUGAGUCGCAGGAGAACCAUAACCUCAUCGGUGUAGCCAACAUUUUCCUAGAGGUCCUAUUCCACGACGUUAAACUGGACUAUCACACUCCAAUCAUUAGUCAGCAAGGAGAGGUGGCCGGAAGAUUACAAGUGGAAAUAAGCCGAGUAGCUGGCCAAUUCCCGCAAGAUCGAAUCAACGAAUCGGCUUCGGAAAGCUCCCAGGACAGUCACGAAGAUGACGAUAUGUGCGAUCCCCCCAGUAAUCAAGUCACCUGUCGGAUCAGCAUCAAGCAAGCUUCCGGCUUACCGCUCUACCUGUCCAAUUUUGUGUUCUGUCAAUACUCGUUCUGGAAUCACGAUGUGGCAGUCGUGCCGGCCACCAAUCAGGAAGUAGCUGCCCACAAUCAAAAUAUUACCUUUAAAUUUGACCAUGAAAAUGAUUUCAACGUAACGGUGAACGAAGAAUUUCUGGAACACUGUACCGAUGGAGCUCUGUCAAUUGAAGUUUGGGGCCAUCGGUCGGUUGGAUUCUCACGUGCUAAAGAUUGGGAAGUCGAACAGCAACAGGCCAAGGCACGAUCACUUGCUGAUCGAUGGGCCGAACUGUCCCGAAAAAUUGAACUGUGGGUUGAGAUUCAUGAGUUGAAUGAUAACGGCGAUUGGGCCCCGGUAGAUGUCCAGUGUUCAAAGGAUAUGCUGACCGGUGGAGUUUAUCAAUUAAGACAAGGUUUUCAGCGACGAGUCUUGGUCCGCGUUAAACCGGUUCAGAACUCCGGCACACUACCAAUUAUUUGUCAGUCAAUCAUAAACGUUUCCGUGGGUUGCGUUACUGUGCGAUCAAAGCUGCAGAAGCCGAUGGAUUCAUAUCAAGAGGAAGAUCUCACGGUGCUACGAGACAAAUGGAGUGAGGCUCUUGGCCGACGGCGGCAAUAUCUGGAUCAACAAAUUCAGAAGCUGAUCAACAAAGAUGAUAAGACCGAGCAGGAGAAGGAAAGAGAGCAAAGUCUCGUCAAUCAAUGGGUCUCGCUGACCGAGGAACGUAAUGCCGUACUUGUACCAGCCCCAGGUUCUGGAAUUCCUGGUGCUCCAGCAUCCUGGGAUCCACCAUUGGGGAUGGAGCCGCACGUACCUGUCCUAUUUCUGGAUCUCAAUGCCGACGAUCUGACCACUCAGAGCGUGAACGACGAAGUUCCAAUCGCCGGUAUCAACUCUAUCUUGCCAAAGGAACACGGAAACAAGUUCUACAACCUGCAAAUCAUUCAACACCAGGAUAAGGACAUUUGCGCCUGUUGCAGUUGGGACUCGUCGAUACACGACAGCCCAGCGUUGAACCGAAUGACAGAGGCUAACGAGCGAGUUUAUCUGAUUUUGAAGACAACGGUUCGGUUGUCUCAUCCCGCGCCAAUGGAUUUGGUGCUACGAAAGCGAUUAGCAUUGAACAUCUACAAACGGCAAAGUUUCACCGAUCGACUGAAAAAGUUGCGCAUUGGUCGCGCUGAAUCCAGUUCGCUACAAUCGGGUGUGACAUACGAAGUUGUGUCCAACAUUCCAAAGGCAUCCGAAGAGCUGGAAGAUCGCGAAUCGUUGGCCCAGAUCGCCGCAACUGGAGAGGAUGUGUCCGCAAGCGAUGGUGAAACAUAUAUCGAAAAAUAUACCAAAGGAGUCUCAGCGGUGGAAAGUAUUCUCACUCUGGACCGUUUACGACAGAGUGUGGCUGUGAAGGAACUGGAACAGGUCCGCGGUCCGACGUUAUCGAUGCGAAAGACAGCCAGCGUGCCGAACUUCUCUCAGGUCGUAAAAGAUACCCGGGAACAUACUGGCCUCACCACUUCGAUGACCAUGAGGUUCUUCGACGCGUCGUUAGAAUCUCUGCUGGGCAUCGGCCGGUCGGAAUCGUUUGCUGAUUUGAAGAUGGGACUCAAUUCAGCUCAAAGCACCCGUGAAACGAGCACGAAUCGACAGAAACUGAAGAACACCACCACUGGCAGCAGUGAUGAAUCGCCAAACUCUUCCUACGGAGCAGCUCGUCCCACAUUCCUAAACCUUAACAUAAAUUUAAACUCCCUGCGAUUACAGCCAACAAAGCCGUCCCCGGCGGCUAGCAAACUAGCCCAACGGAUGACAACCCUGCACGAGGAACCCCUGAUCAAGCAAAUCUGCUACGAGGAGGAGGGCGAAGAUCGAUUCAGCGAACCCGAGUACGCCGAUUACGAUUUCUACGAGCCCGCCAAAAAGCCCAACCUCUCGAAGAUGAAGUCCUCCUACACGGUGGAAUCGUUCAUCGACAUCGACAAGCGGCCCCCGACCAACGAUCUGGGCGGAAAGUACGGCGGCAGCGCAAUGGCCAAAGGUAAAAUGGGAAGCAUGAUGUCCGGUGGUGGUAGUGUUGGCACAGGUACCGGUGGUGGAAUAGUGAAAAGCCAAAAUAUUGCCGCUGGGACGCCCAGCAUGAGCUCUUCGACGUCCAGUGGAUACGGCUCGCAGGCCGUUUCCUGCAGUAACCUUACCAACGACGAUUCGUACUCGAUCCGGUCGCUAAGCGUCGGAGAAACUCCAGAAACCAUGUCACCGUCCAACAUGCGAAACGACCACACCAAUGCCAAAUCGUCCGAUUGCUAUACCCCGGCGGAGAUCAACAGCGGCUUCAACGCCAGUGCAAUCAGCAGCGAAUUCCCGAAGCGGGUGAAUCCAUUCCUGAAGGACGUUGCCAACUUUGACCAGCUGAAUGGCAAUCAGGGCGAAGAGUAUGAUGACGAGCGGGCCACUGAGCUGCAUCAGAUGUACAACAAUAACCUCAAGCGAGCCAGCGAACCGGCGAUCCUGAGCUCGUCUUCGGCAUCCGAAAUGAUCAACGAGGAGGAUGAAGGUGUUGAUGAACAGGGCGGCGAUGUCGAGGAAGACGAGGAAGAGGAAACCACCAGGACGAUUGAGGAAGUUGGCGAGGAACAGAUGCAGCAGCAGGAAGAGUGCAAUAUGAACGAAACCGUCGACGAGGAGAACAAUAGUUCAAAACUGAUGAACGAUUCGGAUGUCAUGGAGAGUAGUUUCACGACGCCCAGCAAGCAUGAGAAUAUUCCCGAAUGGGUUGUUGUUGGAGAGUCGGUGCAAAUAAGGCCAUACAAUACAAGUGGUGUUAUCGCGUUUGUUGGUGGAACGCAUUUCCAGGGUGGCACUUGGAUCGGCGUAGAACUGGACACACCAACCGGCAAGAACGACGGCACGGUGCAAGGAAUACAGUACUUCAACUGUAAGCAGAAGCAUGGAAUUUUCGUCCGGGUGGACAAACUCAUCCUGGACAAACGGGGUCGUGCAAUUCGAGAGCUGAAGCGGGCCGAAAAGAUGAAAGCGGAAUUCGCUGGCCAGAAGGGCAAACCGGUCAGCGCGAACGGGCCACGCAAAUGAUACGGGUUUAACCGUGGUCUCAGCACCGCGAUGUUGUCGAGUGGAUCCUGCUCGGCUGCCGCGGUGGCGAGACCGAUGCCACGGCGACGGUUCGUACCCAAGUCCGCGUCCAUGGCGGCAUUCGGAAGGACGAAGUGAAUAACUGUAUAGCAGUAAUAGCACAUAACCUCUUUAUGGAUUUUCCAAGUUUCUUACAGUCAAAGGAACAACGGAAAAUGUCGAUAUAGAGAAAUCAAUCAGUAACCGAAGAGUAAAAAGAGAUUCGUUUCAUCAAACCACCCUAGAUCAUCCUCGAUAGCGUACCUUGUUUUUUCGUGAUUAAGUUUACAAUGUCGUGAUAAUAUACAUACAAGCCGUUUAGAGAUUACCCACUAUGAAGAAUGGUAUGUAUUAAGCAAAAAUGAUUUCUGAGCAAUGGAUAAGGAUAAUAAUUGUGUAUCCAGUUUAAUUCUAUUAUUUAUACUUUUAUAGAGUGUGACAUAGAAAAAAAAGACAAAUUGCAUCCAUACCAAGCUUUUUCCCUAAAUCAGAAAAAGGGGUAACUGAAUAUAUUUAUUGAAUAAGCGUUUGCAAGUGCAUUCUAGAUAGAACGAGUGAAAAGCCGUAAUUUAGAAAACCGUGUCAGGAAAGCAAAUUUACGAUCCAAAACGAUAUAAUGAAACCAACCAGUUCUGUCCAAGGUCAUCAUUGAAGUGAAACCACAACCACAAAGCAAGCUCUAAAGUUAUUAUCAGCUAUAUUGUAUACACCGUAAGCAAACAAAAAGUAAAAAACACAAAGAUUGUGUUGAAAAUUGGAGGAGUUUUCACCCUUUAAGGAGGAAAACAAUUAUUGCAGGUGACACUAUAUAUUGCUAAGAGAAUCAAGAAUUCAACCACACACACAACCAGAACAACAACUUUGUAGCCAAAAUCAGUCGAACGAAGCAGGAGUCGAGGGUUCAAAGACAGAGACGAUUGAUAUAACAACUAUAAAUAUUUAUAUUUAUACACUACAAAAAAACAAGAAGUAAAAUAUGUCAUUAUGAAACGAUUUAUUCUACCGCUUCUUUGCUACAAGACAAAGCCAAGCAAGACAAGCCGUUUUUCAAUCUCUUUCUUCUGUAAAAUCUAUACACAGCGGUACAGAACGACAGCAACAGAAAACCAAUAGCCACUGAUGAAGGAAAUGGAUACGACGAUACUCUCAUAUGCAGCACAGCUUGAAAUCAGAAAUUGAGUCGGAUUAACCACAGUUAUUCGAAGUGGCAAAUCAGAUGAAUGGUAUAUUUUCUUCGGAAAUUAUGCUGACUAUUUGAAUAGCUAUUUAGUUUUACCUCUUGAAUCAAUUAUCAAAUUUGUUCAACUGAUUUCGCCAUUCCGGACCACUGUGUAAUCGAAUCAGAAAACUUUCAUCGGAAAAGCCCAAGCAUGAAGCAAAAAGCCAGAAUACAAUAGUUCAACGCUUGCCACACUGAUUCUUAAAAACCGACAUAGUAACAUUCAAACCAUAGGAUCCUAUCGACAGCCACAACCCAAACUUCUCUUUCUAAAAAAACAAUGAAGCCAGUAAUCAGUAGAAUAGAGUUAAACGAAAAAGAACCUAAAAUCAAUGUGAUGAUGUGUCCAGUCGCGUAUUCUGUAGUUAUAGGCGACAGCAAUGUAACAAGAGACUACCAAAAACUUUCAAACAUUCAGUGAGUCCAUCCCUUUUCACCAUCAAAAUUUUUUGAGUCUGGUUUACAACAUUCAAAAAAGAGUAAAAAAACAAUUCGAUUGUAAUAUCAUUAGUUGGUAGGAAAAGACGCUAGGAAUGAUUUCUUCUACAGCCCCGACCUCGGUAUUUUCUAAGUAGUCAAUAUGUGCGUGUGUGUUUUUUAGCUGUGGCUUCGAAAUUGAACCGGAACUGAUUAAUUUUUUCUCCCAGUGUUAGGAAAGUGAAGGAAUGGGACGUAUCAGCAAGCAACAAAGCAAAAACCAAAAACGACGAGUGAGACAAAGUUUUGGAACGCGGCGCGGGAGAGAUUGACUCUCGAACGUGCAAGUUUAGUUGGGGUUUCCAAC